Molecule: messenger RNA, 1183 nt
Organism: Drosophila bipectinata
Lineage: Eukaryota; Metazoa; Arthropoda; Insecta; Diptera; Drosophilidae
Product: solute carrier family 25 member 45
Biological process (GO): mitochondrial L-ornithine transmembrane transport
Cellular component (GO): mitochondrion
Molecular function (GO): high-affinity L-arginine transmembrane transporter activity
Source: RefSeq, a predicted model, not a curated record
UGAAAAUAAAGCUCACUGCAGUUGGUUCGCUCGCCAGAUGCAGUCGAAAAUCGCGAGAAAAAUCAAUUUUGAAAAUCGCAUCCACGCGGAGGAUAUCUCGUGAUUCUUAAUGAAGUGGGAGAACUAUUGUGAUUUCGUGGCCGGAUGCUUCGGUGGUGCCUGUGGGGUGCUGGUGGCCCACCCCCUCGACACGAUCAAGGUGUGGCAACAGGCCUCCAACUCUUCGGUUUUUACGGCUAUCCACCAGAUCUACAACCGAAAUAAUGGGAUCAAUGGAUUUUACAGAGGCAUGUUCUUUCCAUUCAUCUCCACCGGAGCCAUCAAUUCCCUGCUCUUUGGAGUGUAUGGGAAUCACCUGCGCCAAUUAAGGAAGGUGUGCCAUAGUGACUACCAGAGGGAGCAACUGGAGUACCACAACAUGUUUAUGGCAGGAUCAGUGGCCGGUUUCAUCCAAUCCUUCAUAGCCUGUCCCAUGGAGCUGAUUAAGGUUCGACUUCAGACUCAUAGCUAUUAUAAUGACUAUCUUUAUGGACAACGGCGUACUGCAAUGGGAACUUUUAAAAGGAUACUCAAGACUGACGGAAUCUCUGGCCUUUACCGCGGACUCCUGCCCAUGAUGUGUCGUGAUGUCCUGCCUUAUGGAAUCUAUAUGCUGGCGUACCGUCAGACUGUCGAUUACCUGGAUCAGCGGGAUUUCGUACGUCGGCGUCGCAGUCAGUCGGAUGGAUCAAGUGUGAAUCUCCUCGUGACCACACUGGCAGGAGCCUGGGCCGGAGUCAUCUCCUGGGUGUGCGUCAUACCGUUCGAUGUGGUCAAGACCCUGAUGCAGGCGGAUGAAAACCACAAAUACAGAGGCAUCUUUCACUGUGUCCGAGUUCAGUACAGAGCCUACGGCUGGAGGAGUAUCUUCCGUGGCAGUUGGAUGUUGGUGGCCAGAGCGAUUCCCUUCAACGCUGCCACGUUUUUGGGCUACGAGUACGCCUUGGAGUGGUGCCAGCGGUGGAACGGUACAUAUGUAUGACAGGAAAAACACCGGAGAAAACCUAAAACACCAGGUGAUUAAGAGCUUUAACUAGUUUUUACUGAUAGUGAGCCUAAUUUGAUAGAAUAAUAAAUUCUACACCUUUUGCUAUGCCAUAUUGCACCAAAUUAAUUAUCAAAUGUGAUGUAAUUAGAAAACUUU